AUGGCCAAACAAUACGAUGAAAGCCUUUUAUCUGAUAUGCUUCCUAUAUACUACUCAAGACUCUUCCCUCAGAGUUUGUUUUGUAGAUGGUUGACAUGCGGAAAUUAUCCUCAACCUCUUGGAAACCGAGAAUUAUCAUUCACGCUAGCUGACGACGUAUACCUUCGUUACUUAUCUAUAAAUAAUCAAAAAGAAUUACAUACAUUAUUUCAAAAGAAAUGCCCUUAUAAACUGGAUAUCGGACCAGUCUAUAACACAAAACCAUCUAUUGGACGGCAUGAUGCUGUGGUGUUAGCUAGAGAACUAGUAUUUGAUAUUGACCUUACUGAUUAUGAUGAAAUUAGAACAUGUUGCCAGGAGGCUAAGGUUUGUGACAAGUGUUGGAAAUUUAUGGUUCUAGCUUGUGAAGUAAUUAACACUGCAUUAAAAGAAGAUUUUGGAUUUCAAAAUAUACUGUGGGUAUUCUCCGGUAGACGUGGUAUCCAUUGUUGGGUAUCUGAUCACGAGGCAAGGGUCCUUGAUAGUCCCGGAAGAACUGCACUUGCCGAUUACAUGUGCCUUAUUUCUGGGGGAGAAAACCAGUAUAGGAAAGUGCAUUUGGGAAAUGAUAAUCUUCAUUCUAGUAUAAGGAGAGCCAUUGGUAUAAUUGACAAAUAUUUUAACACUAUAUUAGAAGAGCAAGAGUUCCUUUCUACCACAGACAGACUAAAUAGCUUUUUAAAAAUAGUACCAGAUGAGGCAUUACGGACACAAACACAGGAGACCUUAGAAAAUAUGCCAUCAUCAUCAUUAGAACGAUGGGAGACGUUUGUUACUAUUUAUAACCAAUACUGUAAACAAAAUGCAAAUGCCAUGAGGAAAAUAAAGUACUUGGUAGAAGAAUUGAAGAUUCAAUACUGCUACCCGAGACUUGAUGCACAUGUCACAAAAGGAUUUAAUCAUUUACUUAAGUCACCCUUCAGUAUUCAUCCUAAAACAGGAAAGGUAUCAAUUGUGUUUAAGCCUGAAAAUGCUAAAAAUAUGAAACUAAAUGACAUUCCGACUAUCCAUACAUUACUCGAUGACAGUUCAAAAGAAAAUGCACAACAUCAAGCCAAUAUGAGAACGGCUGUUAAGAAUUUCCAAGAAGUUGUCUUUAUGUUAGAAAAAACAGAAGCGAUGAGAAGAAAAACCGAAGCAAGUGUCUCGAUUGACUUCUAA
This is a messenger RNA of Pieris macdunnoughi, 1200 nucleotides long. NCBI's taxonomy places the organism in Eukaryota, Metazoa, Arthropoda, Insecta, Lepidoptera, Pieridae. The record is from the annotation of a GenBank genome assembly.